GCGAUUUGGGUUCAGGGAAGUAGAAAUGAAGACGGCUACGGUACACAUUCAUGCCGCAUCAUUUUUAUUUUAACAUGGUAAAUGACAUUUUGUAUUCGUCAUUUUCCUUGGUAAUGUAUACACAAUGCAUAGAUAUGUAAUGAUAGCUUCAAUAUUAAUCAGCAAUUUACUACAAUGACAAAACUGAAACGAUUCAAUUGUCAGGAAGUGACUAUUUAGCAGUUGAAAUACCCGACAUUGUACUAUUAUUAAGUUGAAUUUUCACUUCCUAGUUCUUCGCUUAUAAACUGUACCCAGGUUUACAUGAGGACAGUAGCUGUGCGUCACUAGCAACGAUGAGUUUCUCUGGCAAAGUGGUGCUCGUAACUGGGGCCAGUUCCGGCAUCGGCGCUGCGACAGCCGUGAUGUUCUGUAAAGAGGGAGCUAGUGUGGUACUCGUCGCUAGGAACGAGGCGAAACUGAAGAGCGUUUCAGAACAAUGUGCGGCUGCAGGCGGCAAGCAUGCCCUUAUCAAAGCUGACGUCUCCAGCGACGGUGACGUCAAAAGGAUUAUCAAUAGCACCAUCGAGAAAUUCAGCAAACUAGACAUCCUCGUCAACAACGCUGGCAUCAUCGCUUACGGCGACAUCCUCAGCGGUACUAUUCUCGAUACGUACGACCAAAUCUCGAAAACAAAUCUCCGCGCAGUUAUUCACGUCACUAUGUUGGCUGCACCGCAUCUUGUCAACAGUAAAGGGAACAUCAUAAAUAUAUCUAGUGUAGCUUCACGUAUGAUUGUAAAUAAAUUCUCGGCAUACUCUACCUCCAAAGCAGGUCUGGAUCAGUUUACUCGUUGCGCAGCUGCAGAAUUAGCGUCUUCUGGUGUAAGAGUAAAUUCUAUAAGCCCGGGACCGGUUGAUACCGAUAUUUUUUUCAAUGCUGGUGCAUUACCUGAAUUUGUAGCUCGCGGAAUAGAAACUCCGCUUGGACGAGUAUCGCAGUCGGAUGAGAUAGCUGAUUUAAUUUUAUAUUUAGCCAGUGAUAAAGCAAAAGGCAUCACGGGUUCCAAUUUUGUGUCCGACAAUGGAGUUCUCUUACAAGUUUUUGAUAACAAGAAAUGAAAUAUUAGUUCUAUAUGUUCAUAAAAAAUAGAUAAGGAAUUUCGUAAUGUUAUUAUUAUUAUUAUUUUGAUAAAAGGUUAUUUUGUGCUUGAUUGUGUUAUUAUUUCAAAUAUAAUGUCUUCUUUUUUUAUUUUAAUUUAUUAAAAAAUAAACUUGGCUAGCCCAACAUUAAUUUGAUACAGGGGGCGGCCAAUAAUGCCGAUUCAACGGAGAAACUGCUAAUCUUAAAUUUUGUAAUGAAGAAAAAGAUAAAAAAAAGGAAUUUAGUAUAUUUUUUAAGCAUUGAAGAUGUUUUAAUAGAGUUCCUUCAGCUGCCGGUAACAUUUUCUGUUGAUUUGAAAAGUAAAUGUUAAUAUAAUGUAAUUUUUAAGAUAAAUAAACCAUUAUUAUUUUU
Molecule: messenger RNA, 1494 nt
Organism: Chilo suppressalis (striped riceborer)
Lineage: Eukaryota; Metazoa; Arthropoda; Insecta; Lepidoptera; Crambidae
Source: the annotation of a GenBank genome assembly